GCGGAACAAUCUCAGGCAGGGCUCGCCUCGCUGGUGACAUCACUGCCGAAGAUACUCCCCACUCUCAGUGCCUGCCUUCACGAGGCAUCCGUCCGUUUGUCCGUUUCCUUCCGUCCGCUGCUGGAGAGGGCUCAUCGGCGGCCGCCGGGGACAGAGCCGGGCACCCAGGAGCCACAGGACCUGGAGGAGGAGGGAGAGCAAAGGCAGCGAGGGUAGGAGGACCCCGGCAGGCGACAGCAUGAAAUUCAGCCCAGCGCACUACUUGCUGCCUCUCCUGCCGGCGCUGGUCCUCAGCACCAGACAGGACUAUGAAGAUCUAGAAAAGCAGCUGAAAGAAGUCUUUAAGGAGCGAAGCAACAUCCUCCAUCAGCUGACAAAGACAUCAAGAGAACUUGAUGGAAUUAAAGUCAACCUUCAGUCUUUGAAAAACGAUGAGAAAACUUCCAAAACUGAUGUUCAGAGGCUUCUGGAAAUAGGUCAGAGACAAAGAGAACAAAUGAAGUCUCUCCAGGAGGUCCUGCAAAAUCAACUUAAAGAGACAUCUGAGAAAGCAGAAAAACAACAAGCUACUAUUAAUUUUUUAAAGACUGAAAUGGAAAGAAAGAGCAAAAUGAUCCGAGAUCUCCAGAAUGAGAAUAAAAGCUUGAAGAACAAACUCUUAUCAGGAAGCAAGCUGUGUGGCAUCCAUGCAGAAGAGUCAAAAAAAAUCCAAGCCCAGCUGAAGGAGCUUCGUUAUGGGAAGAAGGAUUUAUUAUUUAAGGCCCAACAACUUACUGAUCUGGAACGAAAAUUAGCUGUGGCCAAAAUUGAGCUGGAGAAAGCAGCUCUUGACCGGGAUUCACAGCUGAAAGCAAUGAAAGAGACCGUCCAUCUCUGCCUGUCGACUGUGUUCCGUAAUCAACCACCUCCCCCUUUGAGUCUAGCCAGGACCAAUCCAACUCAGAUGUCAGUUCCGCCCUGGACAAUUGGCAGGAUGGUUCCUGAUGCAAGGCCCAAAAUCAAGCCUCAAGAAACCUUUCCUGGAAGCAAUGAAAGCUCUCAAAUUAAGACAGCAAAGGAAGAAAAUCCAAACACUACCGAGUGCAAUCCUCUAAAUCUUUUACAAGAGGGCAGGACCUGUUCAAUGAAGCACAAUGACAGUCCUCCAACCAAUGCUACAACAGAACCAGUGACUACCCCACAGAAAUUGCAAAUCCUUCCUUGUACUGAAUGUGAGGUGAAAAAAACCCCGGAAAAACAAUUGGCCAACUUUGAAGGGAGGGCAACUAGAGAAGAAAAAAUACUGUAAAUAUCAAGAAACUGUGUUAAAAACAUCCACUUAUGAUUAUCUUCAUACUCUUUUUCAACCACAGGCUUGAUGGAAAUACUAAGUUUUUAAAGCAUGCAACUUUUUCACAAUUUUAUGUAACUUUAUAUAGUCUACAAAUUUUCCAAAAGAUUCCAGGUCAAUUAUGAUCCUUGAGCAAUAACCUAAUUAAAAUGGAUAUCCACAGUCUUAAAUAGUCAUUAUUAUCAGUAAAUUGCCCAGUAUAGAUUGUUCAGUUUUGAAAUCAAACACAGUAUGACAUUUAAUUCUUCUGGUUCAUUGGCUAUCUAGUACUUUUAUCACCUAGUUUUGAAAUUAAUUGGAGGAUGAUAAAAUUUUGUGGGCCCUUGGCAUUCUUACAAUCCAAAUUGCAACCAUAUCAUAAAGAUUUGUUCACAUUGGCCAAUGGGAGUCACUUUCUUUAAGGUUGGAAUCUGGGUCAACCUGAACAUAUUAUUUAUAUGGGGGUGUUAUUGCUAUACUUUGUAUUAUUUAGAACCAUGUCUAAAUGAUGUCAAGACAAUUCUUUCAGAUUUUUAGUCAAUAAAAUUCACAAAAUGUGUUUGGUGUAAUGUAGACAAAAUAUCUUGAUGAAUGACCAAAUUUCUGACAUAAUUGAUGAGUUUUUUUGGCAUUCUAUAGACACAUCCCUAUGGUGGUGUGCUGGAAUUACUCCAAGUUAGGAAAUGAGUUCUUUGAAAUGCCUAGCAAGAUUUUUUUUUCUAUGAAAUUGAAUGUGGAAUGACAAGAGGAUUGCAAAACACAAAUAUGCAAGCAGACAAUAUACAUUUAAAAAUAAGGAUUUCAUGAAAGUAAAACAGCCACAUAUAACCAAUAAACCCAGAUUUGUAUAUUUUGAUAACAAAAGUAUUAUUAAAACAAGGCAGUGGCUGUGAUCACCUUUGAAGUUGGAUCUCUACAUAGGAAUACCACUAAUCAAAUGAAUGCACUCCUGAAUAAUCUGAAUGUAGCUCAAAAGCAGCAGGAAUUGAUACCUGAAUCCUAUUUGAUUCAUAGGAUUGAUACAGCAUCGAACUUAAAGACUCAAGUUAAUGGGUUAAAUGAUACAGUUAGGUUGUCUGCACUGAAUAGAUUCACUUCUGCUGGAUAGAUCCAUUUUGCAAAUGCACAAAGUAUAUAAAACUGUUGGUUUUAUAGAGUGGCUCUGCCAAGCCACAAUUAAUUAAUAUAUUUGGAGCACUGUGUCCUGGCAUGCUGUCAUGAAGAUAUUGUUACUUGAAGAGAGAAGGGAAGGAGGUAGGAAGGGGAAGAAGGAAGGGAAGGAAGGAAGGAAGGAAGGAAGGAAGGAAGGAAGGAAGGAAGGAAGGAAGGAAAGAAGAAGAAGGGAGGGGAAGAAGGAAGGGAAUUUGUAAUCAAUAGAUGGACUUAAAUUCUGAUACAUAAUGGCACACCUAUGAUCACAGUGACAUAUUCCAAGAAGUUUAGUAAUCUGGAAAAAUGGCAAACUAUCAUUAAUAGUAUUAAGUAUUAUUUAAUAUAAUCAUGUAGCAAUUAUACUUGCGGAGUAAUUCAGUGUCAUUCAUCAGUAUUAUUUUUUUGGAUUAUGGGCUACUUGAGAAGAAAAGAGAAUGUACUGAUAGAUGGUCCAUUAGAGGUUUCAGAUGAAGUGACCAGGAUACAAGAAAAAAAUCAAGGUCUAAAGUUCCUACUGACUCCUCAGCUCUAAAACUCAUUUAAUCCUAUGAGAUGGAAUAUUGCUAAUUUCUGAGUUCUGUUCCUAUAAUUUCCCCACUGAGCCCUAGUAUCCCUAACCUACUCAAAGAGAAACAGAUAAUUUAGUUUUCAUUUAGGUUCACUUCCCCUCUCCCACCCUGUGCUCCAAUUUCUCUCCUGGACUCUAUGGACCCUAUCGAAAGUUAAUCACCAUUUUACCUUACAUAUGUUUUGAGGCAUCUUUGGAACUAAUGAAAAGAGAAUCAAGCUGAUAUGUUCUGAAAUUUUUAUAAGAUGCUAGAAGAUGAGAAUUUGGCUUAAUAUAAAUCAAAUUCAAACAGCUUCAUUUGUAAAAUUUUCUUGUGCUCUAAAUCUCUAGUGUGUGACAGUAAUCAAUCAAUUUCUCUUAAUUACUGGCAUGAUCAAGUGGGCUUUACAUGAGCAUAAUGUAUUGAUAUUUUUCUUUAAGAAUAUAUAGCACCAUGCAUCCUACACAGUUACUGUGGUCUAUUCAUUGCAUUAUUUGUUUCAAAACAAAAAAAAGAAUUGCAGCAGAACUCCUUUAUAAAUAUUUAGAAAUAUUCUGGGAGUUCCUUUUAAUAGUCAAGCAUGGAAUUUCUUUUUUCUUAGUAUGUUAUGUGACUUUUACAAACACAUUUUAUUUCUCUCAAUUCUUUAAUUGCUUUAAAAUAGCAUCAGAAAGGCUUAAAUGCUUUACUUACAUGUGUGACUUUGUCCGUUAAGGAGAUGACAUUCCUUAUUAUUUAUUUUAGUUAACAGCUACAUAAAUUGAUGUUGUUUUUGAGAAGUUAACAUUCCUAGCCUGACUACCCUCAUGGGGAAGAACAUAUUAACCUAAAUAUUCAAUUUAGAUCCUAUAACUGUGCCUAUAAUGGUAAACAGUGAAAGGUCACUUAACCUUAGCAGAAUAUGAAUGGACCCCUAUUGAGAAAUAAAAAUCUUUUCCAAUGGAAUAACUUGUUUUAAUAUAGGUCCUAACAAAACUAACAAAAACAUAUUUCUCUAGUUGUUUUUAAAUACUAAUCAAUGCUAUAUAUUCAAAGUUAGGAAUUUGUUUCAGACUUUGUUGUUUCCUUUUAUAUGCAUUAACUAUGUAAUGGGUGAGUGCCUAAAAUGUGUAAGACCUAACUGAAUGCUGUCUAUCCAAUGCCAACAUGCUCAGAAACAAAGUGAAUAAUUUAGUAACUCAUCUAGAUGUGGUUUUCUGUGUGAUCUUAAUUCUCUGACUACUGAAUAUACUAGAUGGCUACCUUUUUUAAUUUUUAAGCAGAUAUUUAGCAUUAUAGUGUUAUUUCAGACGCGGUUCUAUUUCAUAAAGUAUACUGGAUUACAAUUCUAAGACAGUUAUAUGAGAAGCGGACCUUUACUGUUUUAGAUUACAAUGUGGAUAGCAGAUUAAAAUAACUCUUUGCGAACUCGGCUAUAAUGGAAUCUUAUUUUUAUAGCUCAGGUACUGUAAUUAGCACUAAUUGGAAGCAGAGGCUAAAAUUAUUAUUGACACCAUAGAGUAAUGUAAGCUGGCCAGACCUGGAGAGUUAUGAAAACAUAUACUUGUUCACUUACGGGACAUGUCAUAUGUACAGUCUUAAAUUUCCCCAAACUAUCUGUUGGAUUAUGUUACAUAAUAUUAAUGGUCAAUGAUGAAGAAUAAAAGAUACUGAAAGAUGGCCUAUUUUUGCUCAAUAAAGAUUUGUUACCAAGACUA
Molecule: messenger RNA, 4706 nt
Organism: Suricata suricatta (meerkat)
Lineage: Eukaryota; Metazoa; Chordata; Mammalia; Carnivora; Herpestidae
Gene: LUZP2
Product: leucine zipper protein 2
Exons: 12
Coding region: 239-1288 (349 amino acids)
Source: RefSeq, a predicted model, not a curated record